GUGAUGGUGGUAAGAAGCAAGAGGGUGGCAAGGGCCAACAGCAGCAGCAGCAGCAACAAGGCGGGGGAGAUGGCAAGAAAGGUGUCGGAGGUGGUGGUGGCGGCCAGCCACAGCAGCAAGCAGCUUCAGCCGCUCCUGUCCAGCCUACCGCCUACCCUUACGGCUAUCCUCAACCACCCUACGCCAGCAUGCCUUAUCUCAUCCCCCAUCCGCCUCACUCCUACUCACAUCAAGGCCCCUCACCAAACACGACUCAUCGACCCGAGUCCAUCACAUUCGCAGGCGCAGGUCUAGUCUGCUCCUUGGUCCUCCUCUUCGUCCAACUGAUCCUCGCAAUUACCCUCUGCCGGGCUCCCUCGCCUGCCGCACUGGUCUUCACCGUUCUACUGGUGAUCGUCUUCCUCAACGCUGUGGGGAGUUUCGGGCGGAAUGUCCUUGAAGGCGAUUCGGGGAGGGAGACGACCCUCGCAUGGAUGCUUCGGAUCGCACGAGCCGUAAUGGUUGCUCUAGAGACAUUCAUUGCCGCGGAGAAGAGCAGCGCGCCUCCUCCUAAGCCUUGUUCUCCUCCAUACCUUAUGGCGACGCCCUGCUGGCCUGCACCGCCUCCUCCUGCUCCUGCACCGCCUCCUCCUGCUCCUGCCCCGCAGCCGCAGCCACAACCGCAGCCGCAGAAGGAGCAGCCGAAGAAAGAAGAGCCCAAGAAGCAGCAGGAGCAGCUGAAGAAGGAAGAGAAGAAGGAGGACAAGAAGGAGGAUAAGAAGGAGGAAAAGAGGAAGGAAGAGACAGAAAUUGAUAAGCUGGUCAAGAAGUACUUGGAGAUUCUCAAGAAAUCUCCGCCCCCUGCUCCCACACUCCCUCCUGCCCCCGCCGCACCACCUCCAGCACCAGCACCAGCACCAGCUCCCCCUGCUAGCCCUCCCGCACCCAAACCCAAGCCGCAGAAGCCCAAGCCUCCCCCCGAUCAGCCUGCCUCGUGUUACCGUGAUGGGAAGCGCCGUGUCAAGACUUGGUUCUCGAGGGACGGGGAAUGCUGGGGAACUGUGGAUUGUGGGUGCGGGUGUAGGAGUGGAUGACAUGUUGAGUAGACAUCAUAGCGUAGCCACGACACAAUGACGAGCAGUCAGCGCAAGUGCGAUACUAUGCAACUGAAAUCGUAUGAAGGGGCACAGAUACAGGAAGCGACACGUCACAGAAUCCGAAA
Molecule: messenger RNA, 1201 nt
Organism: Jaminaea rosea
Lineage: Eukaryota; Fungi; Basidiomycota; Exobasidiomycetes; Microstromatales
Exons: 2
Coding region: 189-1073 (294 amino acids)
Source: RefSeq, a predicted model, not a curated record